AUGUUUGCAUGAACUUACUGAGAUUAAGAAGAAGUUUUCUUAGUUAGUCAUGUAUUGACUUCCACCACACACACACACAUAAACACACACACGCACACACACAUUUAUGGUCAGAAUGUAGUAACAGAUGUUUCAAAGUCAAAAUCAAUAACGCAUAAAUAUCUAUAUCAAAGGAUCCAUGUCCUGUUCGGCGCACAACAGCUGCUGCAGAUUCAACCUCAGCCAACCCAGUUUGAAGGACUGUUUACGUAGCUUUACAAAACACGAAGUCUCUGCCGAACGAUUCCGAAAUACUUUGACGAGUUCUUCACUUUCUGAACCACACCUGGAUGUAAAUGCGACGCUAAUUAAUUCCAGAAUGUCUCACGGAAAUAAGGCAGUUGAUUCUGAGAUUCUGAGAUCAGGAAUUGCUCAACUAACAGGUGCAACUGAUAUAGAUGGAAGAUGCGUUGUCACAUUCCCAGUUGCCAGUGUUAAUCUCCUGGAUUCCUUCACCUCAAAUAGACUUGCACACCUUCUGGAGUAUUACUGUAGCUUAAUGUUACCUGUUGACCAGGUGAAAGGAUUCUCCAUUCUCAUCUGCUUACAACAUGCCACUCACCCAGGAAUACAAAUGUGGUUGCAAGCCAUGGAGAGUGUCCAGAAAACCACGUCUGACAGCAUCAAUGUCGUCUAUUUGAUCAAACCAAAGAUGAAAGACAAUUCCCGUUUGUUGAAGAAGCAGUUGGGUCUGAAAGCCAAGUAUUCUUCAGCUGUUUCUGUUCUAUUCAAGGUUGUCUGGUUGGAGAAAAUAAAAGAAGUCUAUAGCUACAUUGAUCCAUCCCAAUUAACCGAAGACUACGGAGGGUUCUUGAAAUACUCCCACAAAGCUUGGUAUCUUUAUCAAAUGACUGUUGGAGAUCUUUUAACGAAAUCCCAUCAACUGGAGAAAAAAAUUCCAACAGCUAAAGACCAACUGCAACUGUUGACCGAGUAUGAUAUUAAAGGCCGAGACAGUGCGGAACUGAAGUCACUUGUUCAGCAGCUUGAAGAGAAAUUCCAUGGAAUAAUGAAGAACUUAAACAUGGAAACAAUUAUUGACAAAUGCAAGAACACAAUUGCCUCCAUGGAACAUCCUGAAACAGAUUCGGUUUUGUCUCAGAUCUCUUCGUCCAUUCUGGUUUCUUCCAAAGCUGAACUUCUCCGACUUCACAACUAUUUCCUGCAGAGUAAACAAAGCAUGUCAAGAAUUUGGGAAGUUCUAAAUGACCAAAUCCAAAGAAUUCUUCAGAUUGAGCAAUGCCAGGAAGAUGCCACCAAACUUUGUGAUGAAAUAAAGAAAUACGAAGAACUGAUGGACGAACAUGUAAAGCCUUGCAGAUCCCAGGCUGAAGUCGAAGCAUGUUUCAACCAUUUCCAAUCAUCAUUGUACACACCGGCCAAAGAAAUCAUGGAGAAAGCCACGUUUAUCUUGCAGACGAUUCAGUCUUGCAAAUCCGACGACCGUCCUCAAUUCACUUCUGAAUUUCUCUCUCAGUUCACGUAUUGUGUGAAAACUUUUGCAAACAGACUGGAAGAUAUUCACCAUCAAUAUGGCGACAUGCAGCAGUUCUUUCUUGUGUUGCGAAAGUGUAUCGCCUGGUACCAAAAAGUUCUUAUGUUUCUACCAAUGUCUCUCAGACGUAAAUUAAAAAGAAUCCGUAAAACGGCUGCGACAUACACAGAUUCGUCUUCCGAAUCCAUUUCUUCCUUGUCAUCAGCUUCUUCUAGCCAAUGGAACAAUAAACUAAUCCCAAUUCCACAGAACUGGGCACAAAUUGUCUCUAACAUUCACAGCCACUACCCCAGUCCAAAGAAAGAACACAUAAUGAUUUUAAAUGAAUUGGCACCUAAAGGCAUUGGAAGUGAAAUACAAGCAAAAUCUUCUCUUUUAUUCUUCAGGAUUCAAGUUUUAUUGAAGCUGCUUCAAAAAUCCAUCUUUCGGGGUUAUGAAUUAAAUCUAGCUCUAAAGUGGAAGGCGGCUCUCAUGAAGGACAAAGACGACAUUGUGAAUGAUGUUGCAUGGAGAAAAUCUUCGGAAUUUUCAGAAAAACACCCAACCGUUAUUCCAAAGACAGAAAGCAGUCCAAACCAGAAAUCUUCUGUUGAUACCCCAAUAAAUGGUGUAACAGAACCAGAGAUCAUUAAAACAGAAGUUAUAAAACCAAAUAUUUCCAAAACAAAUGCCUUCGCACAAGAUGUCUCCAAAAUUGAUGUCACAGCAUCAGAUAUAUCUCAGAAAAAUGUCUCGGCAUCAGCUUUACCCAAACCAGAAGUUAUUGUAUCUGAUGUGGGGAGUCGAGAUGUAAAAACGCAAAGAGAAAAGGGUUCCAGUGACCCACCUGAUUAUAAAACAGUUGUGCAAACAAUGUAUCCCACAUCCGAUGGAGAUGAGGAAUAUUUCGUGUCUCUUUCUUUCUCUUCUGAAGUGGAUUCUUCUUCAGCAGCAUCUCAAGAUGAAGACACACCAGAUUUAUCACCAAGAUUUACUGAAAUUUUACCCCCUGUGAAGCAUUUUCCAUUGCACCAGACACUAAAUGCAAAAUCUUUCAGACCAAAGUCAAGAACCAAAAAAAAUAAUGUUCUACCAAACAACUUAAAGAAAUCUAAAAAGUUUGUUUCGAUGCCAUCUUCUUUAGCAAAUGGUUUUGAUACAAACAAUGACUCACUCCACAGUGCUGAUUCUGCAUCGAAUCUCUGUUAUUCUUCAAACAGUUCUAUUAAAAGACAAAUAUUCCAUGAUGCGAUUGUGAAGCAAAUCCGGGAAGUGACUUUGAGUAACAUUCCUGCAGAUUCAAAAAUAGACAUUGUUUCCAGUCUUUUGAACAAACAUCAACCAAAUAGUAGCAGUAUGAGUAGCAGCAGCAGUCAUAGAAGUCGCAAGACGUGGCACCAGAAUACUUUGAGCAGUGAUAUUAGCAGUGAUGAAGAUUGUAACUUAAACGGAAGGGAACCACUUCCCAAUAUGACCCUUCACUACAGAUCUUUACCCAGAGUUUACCAAAACCCAUCCAAUUCCAAUAUGUUAUCUUCUGUUACUGGCAACAGAGCAAAACCUAAAAGAAUGAAAUUUCCAAAGACCAAAUUAAUUAACGAUGGAAAUAUUAUGUUAAGGAAGCAAUAUUCUAAAUCACUAAUGAAUCUACAGAGUUAUAACGAUGAUCACCUGGCCGAUGAUGACCUGGCUGAUGAUAACCUGGCCGAUGAUGACCUGGCUGAUGAUGACCUGGCCGAUGAUGACCUGGCCGAUGAUGACCUGGCCGAUGACACAGCCCCGCUUCUGCAGAACUCUAACACCGAAACCAGUUUAAAUGCCAUAGAAGAAGAACUAAACCAAGUUACCCUCCAAGAAACCCGUGCAGCGAAAUCUUGUGAUUUUCCUGGAAAUGAGAGACAAAUGUUACUUUCAUCAUCUCCUAGAGACAACAGUGAUUACAUUAAUCAGUGGAUUAAUUGCAGUUGUAGCCCAACUGGCACUGAUCUUACCGAUGACUUGGCACCAUCUAAUUCACUCUCUGACACUGGAUAUACGUCAAACAGGUGUGUGAAUCUGUGAUGAAGGGUUUUUUGUGGUCUGGUGAUGUCUUGGAUUUGGCGAAAGAGGAUAACAUACGUGUUUUGGAACUGCCAUACUUUAAUGUGAAAACAACGGCUGCAAUCUACAAAGUGAUACAUAAAAAGGGAUUGAAUACACAGCUGGCACACUCCAUCUAGACCGUUUCUGAGGAGGUCCCUAAUGAAAAACAGACCAAUACACAACAACGCCAAAUGCACAUUGUUCAACAAAGAAACCAUAUCUAUGUACUCCUAUGUAAUGCAUAAAAUCACAUGUAGUGUAUACAAUGAGGCCAACAAGAACAUAUUCAGCUUAAAGAACACCACCGUACUGAUACUUCUUCCAAAAACCACCUUCAGGUAUUCCAUACUCAAGACAUGUAAGUCUCAAUUGACACCACAGAAUAAAACAUUGGGAACCUGAGAAUAAAAGAAGCCAUCAUCAUUAACAUAACCAAAUCCUAUAUUAACAACAGAAUCAAGCUACACACAGCUGAUUGGCUUUUAUAACAAUGGCUACCAUGCACAUGCAAAGCACUACUCCGCCCCCCCCCUCUAUAUAUGUACACUCACACUACAGAGCAGAAAAUCUAGCUCGCAACACCAAAUAUCCAAUUUCUUUUAGGUGAAAAAUGGGGUCUUAGCCAUGAAAUGUCAAAAUAUAAGAAAAUAUUGCAAACCAUUGACUGAUCUUCUUCUACUCCUCAUUCUCUUUAUUCUUCCUGUUCUUCUCAUUAUCUUCUUUCUUAUAUUUAGUAUUAUUAUUGUCUUUAUCUUAUCUGCCAUUUCACCAUUUUUCUUCAUAUCUUUUAAUUAUUGUUUCCUUCUAAUAUAAGCAAUAUUCAACACUUGACCAUUACACAAUAUAAGAAUGCACAUUUUGAUGCAAAUCUGAUAAAGUGCUAACGAAAUCCACUACAAAUAUUAUCUUUUAUCUUUAAGUAUUUACUGGUUUCAGCCUGAGGUUGAGGCCAUGCUGGAUCACCUCCUUUCAGUAUGAUUAGGUUUCUUUUCUGAAGCGAGUUGUUUGUACUUCCUGCUGUGAUGUGAAUUCAUCUGGUAUCUCAGAUAAAAAUUUGUCCAGAUGCUUUUUAAAGACCUUCACAUCUUCACCUGGCAAAUCUCAAAGACUGUUUAGCAGAAUUUUGAAUAGUUGUGAACCCUUAAAAGCCAAGAUGUUAUAGUACUGGGUUCUUAUUCUAGAUUGAGAUGAUGGAAGCUUUGGUACUAUGCAGUGCUGUCCAGCUCGGCAGUUGGUACAGCUUUCAAUUCCAAAGAUGCGAGCUGGAUCAUCUGGGAUCUACCAAAUGUAUAUCACUGCUUAUCUUUCACACCUUCUCUCUACAAAGUAGAGCUUCAGUUCUUUUAGCCUCUUCCAGUAGCCUUAUAUGUCUCAUUGAAUCAAUCAUCUUUGUGUAGUGGCACUGGAUUGCCUCAAGUUCCACCAACAGUCUGAUGCUCUGCAGUGACCAUUGUACUGGUACCAAAAAUAGAGUAAUCCAAAAACAACUGCAACUAGUAAUAAAGAUCUGCUAAACUC
Molecule: messenger RNA, 5113 nt
Organism: Octopus sinensis (East Asian common octopus)
Lineage: Eukaryota; Metazoa; Mollusca; Cephalopoda; Octopoda; Octopodidae
Exons: 12
Coding region: 179-3574 (1131 amino acids)
Biological process (GO): axon guidance
Cellular component (GO): cytoplasm; plasma membrane
Molecular function (GO): guanyl-nucleotide exchange factor activity
Source: RefSeq, a predicted model, not a curated record